This is a messenger RNA of Lathyrus oleraceus (garden pea), 576 nucleotides long. RefSeq lists its product as uncharacterized. The record is from RefSeq and is a predicted model, not a curated record. The coding region runs from base 1 to 576 and encodes 191 amino acids. NCBI's taxonomy places the organism in Eukaryota, Viridiplantae, Streptophyta, Magnoliopsida, Fabales, Fabaceae. The transcript has a single exon. Gene Ontology annotation, molecular function: RNA-DNA hybrid ribonuclease activity; nucleic acid binding.
AUGGCAAUAAGGGAUUGCAAGACCCCAGGUCUCGAUGAAGGACCCGAACCAGGAUCACAAUGGAAGUUGGUAUUUGAUGGUGCCUCGAACACAACCGGACAUGGAAUUGGAUUCGUCAUAACCUCCCCAAUAGGGUACCAUAUUCCCUUCACAUCUAGGUUAUACUUUACUUAUACAAAUAACAUGGCAGAAUAUGAGGCGUGUAUCCUAGGGAUUGACGAAGCCAUUGACCUAAGAAUCAUGAUCUUAGAAGUAUAUGGAGAUUCAGCUCUCGUCAUCAAUCAAAUCAAGGGAGAGUGGGGAACCCAUAAUGCUAAGUUAAUCCGGUACCGAGACCACGUUCGGAAGAUGAUCACUUACUUUGAAGAGGUUACCUUCCACUAUAUUCCUCGGGAGGAGAAUCAAAUAGCAGACACCUUGGCCACUCUAUCAUCCAUGUUUAAGGUCAAGUGGUACAAGGAAACGCCAACUAUAAGAAUUCUCCGUUUGGAUGAGCCUAUCUAUUGCAUAGCCAUAGAGGUAGAAGUGGAUAAUAAACCAUGGUUUCAUGACAUUAAACAAUUUCUUCAUAAAUAG